Molecule: messenger RNA, 1218 nt
Organism: Closterium sp. Naga37s-1
Lineage: Eukaryota; Viridiplantae; Streptophyta; Zygnematophyceae; Desmidiales; Closteriaceae
Source: the annotation of a GenBank genome assembly
AUGUGCGCCACGUCAGCGACCAGGCGUGCAGCAAAUGCUGCAGAUCUUCUCAUCCCAGCCGCACAAGUGAUUGGCUCAACUCCUGAGAUCAUUUCAGGGGAAGAAGAGGGCAAGCUGACGUUCCUUGGCGCCACCGCCGCAGUCAGCAGCGUAUUGGCGGGGGUAGUGACGGGAGCACCUCUUGCAGUGAUAGACAUUGGCGGUGGUUCAUCAGAGGUGGCCUUAGGCACCAUCUCUCCUCCCUUCAGGGAUGAAGUUUCCAGUUCCUUCUAUUUGUCCUCGUAUUCACCCACAAUCUCUGGCCCUCACACUAUUGCCUCGAUUGACAUCGGCUCCUCCUCUUUAUCGCACUCCUAUUCCCUCCACCUCAACCCCACCUCUCCAUCGAGUAUUGAAGCCGCUCGCCGUGCUGCCAGGGAGGACUACCGCUGCAAACUCUCUCCUGCACUGUCAACGGACUGGUUCAAGCACAUUGAUCAAGCUAUGGCCGACCCCACCGCUCCUGCGCCAGGGGUUUCGGCGUUAGACUUCCUAACGCGGGGCAAGCCGAUCGCCCCUGUUGCCCCACCAACUGCUUCAACCUCUGCUGCGGUACCUACGCCCAUUGACGAUGCGCCAUUGUCAUCAAACGGGCGGUACAAGCAGCGUGUUUUGAACUUCGCGCGUCCGGGCGGUCCGACACAGCCGGCACCGUCUGUUGAGACGCGACCCGUGGCUCCCGAACCCGCGGCUAAAGACUUCGAGGACCCCAAAGGCAAGAAGCAGUCGGUUGAGGAGCUUCAGCUGAAGUGCAAGGAGCAGUGGCAGCGGUACUUUCCCUGGCUAUUCAUCUCCGAAACCAAGGAUGGCCGACCCUGCAUGCGCUGCAGCGUCUGCAUGGUUUUCGCCGACCCCCACUCCAAGUACGGGCGCUACGGUGUUGGUGGCACAGACAUUCAGAAGCAGACGAUGCGCAAGCAUCACCACAGCCUGAAGCAUGAGGCGGCGGUCCUGCGGAAGGAGCAACGUGACGGAGCGAAGAAAGGACAGAAGUCCAUUGUGGACUUUCACCAAGGGGACGAGGACGUCAAGCGCCUUGCUCGUCUGAUGUCGAUUGUUUUGUUCAUUUGCAAGUCUGACGCACCCAUUGUGCUCUUCGUGUCACUCGUCCAGUUCAUGGCUGAGCAGGGGACGCCGGAUCUGCCCCUCAAGGAGAACAGGACGUACUACAGCGAGUAA